AUGCCCCGGCUCGUACGUCGCCAACCGUUGGGGGAGCGCAUCAUGUCUUACUUGAACCCGUUGGACUUUCUCCUGUGGCUUUCUGGAGAGAUCGAUGCGAAUGACUGGGAUCAGUUCGAGAAGGACUGGGCGCUUCCUGUCGGGGUAGCAUUGAAUGUGGUCUUCUUGAUUGCGAGAGCGAAUAGCAGGCCCAGUGGCAGUGAGGCCGUGGAUGACGUCUUCGGUGAUGAUGGGGGAGUCCCCUGGCUGAGUUGGUUUGCGUCCUUCGUCGUUCACCUACUGGCUGGUUUCUCUGGCUUCAAUGCCUUCUACACCUUCUACCGCAAACGUCAUUACCGCAUGUUCGAAGCGUCAAUUGACCAAGCUCCCGCGACUCCUUCUGCUCAAAGAGUGCGUGUGGAUUCGACUCCCAUGGCAGCCUCCCCAUUGAAAUACUUUGCGAAUGCGAUUUCAGGGUCGGCCGAGUCGAGGGCGCAUCCCGAUGCGCAGCGGGAUGUCUGGGAGCUUGCAGUCUGGGAUCCGUUACCGGUUUGCGUCCGAAUGUUUGGCAUGUUUAGCCCGGGCCAUGUUCUGGUUUAUUGGCUCUUCCUGCCUACUCAGGUGUCUGAUCCUCGACCCAGCGUUACUAUUGUCACUACGUUGUUCUUGACGGCUUUGCUAUCGGUGCAAAUGUCUUUCCUAUCUUCGUCGUUUACCCAACAAGCAAAGGAUUCUGCAUUGGUACAUAAGGAAGUGCUCCGGGAGUACGACAAUAAAUACGUGCAUCCUCGUACGCAGCCUUUGAUGAGAGACGUUGGCACCCAGUUCUCUGAAGAGGAAGAGAACGCCAAUCGCGUUGAUACAUUUACCCCGACAUUCGUCAUCCAGCGCGGAUUCAAGACCAGCCCCCAUCCAAACUAUGUUAGCCAUGUCGACCCCGAAGGAGUCACUCCCAGACGUCAACCUUUCACAACCCCGUCAACUACAUCUUAUAAAACACCUAGCCACUUGCGUGAUGCCUCGCCUGCCGUACGUCCAUCUGUCACUUCUAUGCGACAGCCGCAGUUCAGGCCUGCCGCAACCAGCACUGGCGAUGGAGGUAGUCUUGGUAUCUAUUCUCAUGCCAACUCGCCUCUUCGGAAAGCUACGUCGACAAACCCUGAACGUCGUAUCCAGAACAGCGGAGACUUCUACUACAAGGAACGCGGGACUCCGUUAAAGAGAUCGUCGAGCCCACUGAAGAAGAGCAUUGUACCUGGCGCUGCGAGUUCAGCAGGGCAAUACAGUGCUCGUCGCGAUACUGGACGAUUUUAG
Molecule: messenger RNA, 1293 nt
Organism: Aspergillus ruber CBS 135680
Lineage: Eukaryota; Fungi; Ascomycota; Eurotiomycetes; Eurotiales; Aspergillaceae
Product: Nur1/Mug154 family protein
Exons: 2
Coding region: 1-1293 (430 amino acids)
Biological process (GO): maintenance of rDNA; regulation of exit from mitosis
Source: RefSeq, a predicted model, not a curated record